Messenger RNA from Bipolaris zeicola 26-R-13, 279 nucleotides. RefSeq lists its product as uncharacterized. The record is from RefSeq and is a predicted model, not a curated record. The transcript has a single exon. NCBI's taxonomy places the organism in Eukaryota, Fungi, Ascomycota, Dothideomycetes, Pleosporales, Pleosporaceae. Bases 1 to 279 code for a protein of 92 amino acids.
AUGGUCCCGUCGCCACCACACAUUCCACUGCUUGUGCUCAAAUCCCAUAUAUUGUCUAUCGGAGGCGUGCACAGCCUUGGUCUUGGCGUCCUAUGGGGCGUUUCUUGUCAUGAACCGUCGCACUGUGCUCCACCGCUCGACUCGUCACCGUUUCAGGCACCGGAAUUCGGACCUAUCGCAUCUUCAGAAAUGGCGCUGCCUCGAGCCUACCCUUCGACAUGGCUCCGACGAUCGCCCCGAAAUUAUCCACAUGAUACCAUCGAUAAAUGGACGAAAUAA